Messenger RNA from Poecilia latipinna (sailfin molly), 3242 nucleotides. It is a transcript of the gene pho, whose product is annotated as phoenix. Bases 27 to 2459 code for a protein of 810 amino acids. NCBI's taxonomy places the organism in Eukaryota, Metazoa, Chordata, Actinopteri, Cyprinodontiformes, Poeciliidae. The record is from RefSeq and is a predicted model, not a curated record. The transcript has 5 exons.
UCGUGAUUCCUCACUAAGAUAGCACGAUGUCAGAAGCAGUUCCUUCUUCCUCUUGUGUUCUUCCAGAUAACUUCACAGAAGCUGAUGUGGUAGCUCAGCCAGGUGACAUAAUGUUGGUAAACUCCCCUCCUGAUGAUGGGGAGGAAAUAUCAAGGCAUCUGAUGUCCUCUCUGAAGCAGCACAAUGGACAGGAUACAAACAGUGAUUCAGGGGACAGCUUGUUCAUCACUCAGAAAUGUGCACCUCAACGACGGAGGCGCUCAAGCAAGAGAUCAAACUUCAGAGAUUCACCAGAACAUGAAUAUGACGCAUCCACCUCUGAGGAGGAACAUCCAGAAGACAGAAAGCAGCAGAAGAAGAAAAGCUGCACAACACCGAAGUUCACCUUUGACUUCCUCAAAGAGAGAAUGAUGACUAGGUUGCCAUAUUAUCAGAACAGAAAACUUCAUUAUUACGCCAUGGGAGGUUACUUCAGAUGUGCGGAGCGGCUUUGGGACAGCUAUCAAACAGGAGAAGAUCUGCUGGAGUCUCUACCAACUGCGGACGAGGACGGAGAGCCCAUAUCUCCGAUGUCAGAAGAGGAAGACGAAACUACAGAAAAUGAAGACAUCAGAUUGGUUGAAAAGAAGCUCUUUGUGGUGUCGAAAACAAAGAACUCCCAACCUUGGUACAAUCCUAAAAAGGGAUCCAGUGAAGAAACGCAACAGAAUGAAGAACGCUACAAUGCUGCACGUGAGCCACAGGGAAGACCGGGAAGGAUGACGCUCAAAAUAUCGACAUGGAUACCCUCGUCGAGGAGGGCGUCGUCUUCAAAAACAAAGGAGUCCAAUGAAAUCUCGGAAGAGACAGAGUCGGUUGAUGAUCGAUUGUCAACGUCUGGAAGCCUCCCUGCUGAAACUGAAACGGGAAAGAACAGCAGAUCUCCAGGAAAAGAAAGUAGAGCAAGUGGUCUUAUUCCUGAAGACAAUGAACAGAUGCUUGGUAACGAAAGCGAUGCCACAUGCGGUGGGGUGAGUGCAGAGCAGAGCGACAGACAAGCAACAGACCCUCAUACUGGGGCGGACGAACAAACCAGUGUUCAAGAUAAUGAUAUAGAGUGUAGAAUAAUCAAGGUAAAGAAGAGGAAGAAGAAAAAACAGGACAGAGAAGAUGACAAAUGUGUAGAGGAAGGAAAAGAUCAGAGUCUAGAGGGAGCCUGGGGUCAUCAGCCUGAUCCCUCUGCAAACCUGAUUAUCACUGAGGAAGUGGAAGCUCCUUGCAUGGAAAAGAAGAAAAAGAAGAAGAAAAAGAAACGUGAAAACCAAUAUAUCCGACAGGAGGCGGAUAAACAAUCAGAUCAGCAGAAGGAGGAGGAUUUUGUUGUGGUGUGUGAAAAUGGAAAUAUUGUUACAGACUCUUUAAAGACCAACAAAGCUGCCGAGUCUGUGACGAAUGACGUACAUGUCCCAAAGAAAAGGAAGAAAAAGAAAAAAGACUCUUCAGAUUUGGAUGAAACAACAACUGAACACCCAGAGGCAAUAGAUCAUUCAAGUAAUGGUGAAGUUUUUCAGGAAACGUUGGAAUCCAAUGGGUUUAAAAGAAAAAAGCACAAAAAGAAGAAGAGCCAGUCGCCUAAUGACAAUCAGACAGAUGUGGACCUGCCAAACGAUGCCACGACCUGGCCAGAAAAUACAGACUUUGUUUAUAAAAAGAAGAAAAAAAAACAUGUGAAUGACCAAGUAGGACUUGCGGAAGAAGAUGAAAACGUAGAGAAAACUCCAAAAGAGAAGCAAGAUAUUGAGCAGGAGACCAAAAAGAAGAAGAAGAAGAAAAUGAAGGAUGAUAUCAGCGUGAGUAACUCAGAGGACAUGUUGGCAUAUGGUGACUAUUCGCAGCUUGUGCGCAAAAAGAAAAAGACCCAUUCUGUCCUUUCUGCUGAUGAUGAGGAACCGUCUCCAUCUGCUCAUGAGGGCUGUGCUGAAAAGCCUGAGGUCAGCACUGGUGAGUUAGCCGCCGAAUCAGCAGACGAUUCUGAACAUUUGCAAGAAUCAAAAGAUGGCAAGAAGAAAAAGAAGAGGUCAGCAGCUGCCCCUGAGAGUGAGGAAAGGGAGCUGGAGGAAACGUCUGAAGCGCCGAUCAAGAAUAAAGAGAAACACAAGAGAACUAAAAGGCUCACGGAAACUUUGGAGAGUGUUGAGCAAUCUCAACCCGAAGGAGCUGUGGUUGUGAAGAAGACGAAGAAGAGGAAAAGCAGAGGGGAAGUCCCGGAUGAAGAGAGCCAUCAAACCAAAGAGGACAGAACAAAUCCUGGUGCUGGUUCUAGGUUUAACUCGGCGUCAUCUAAAACGUUUCCAGCAGAACUCGCGACGUCUUCCUCUCACUGUGUGGAGAGGAAAAGAAAGCAUAAUGCAAGAAGAAGACUUUAUAAUCCAGAUAAAGACUUUCUCUCAGACUUAAACAGCUCUCCAGAUAGAUCAUGAUGUCAUAAGCUUUAUUUAUUUUAUUGUAAACUGUCAACCAUUUUAGGGUGACAAUGUUGAAAUUUAAAACCUUUUGGGUUCUGAAUUAGGUUUUUUUUCCUAUAUUUAAUUUUGUAUCAAAGCACUUUUACACCAGAAUAAUUCUCAAUUAUUUUUUUAUUGAGGCAUAAUAUACAAAAAUGUAAAUAAUUUUUAUAAAAACUAUAUAUUCUAUUAAAAGAAAAAAAAUGCCAGGCUUGGAGGCUUCUCCCUUUUUUUUCCCUUCUAACAUAAUUCAUUAUGGACAAACACUUCAAUUCUAACUUCAUCAGGUCACGAGACACAUCUCCAAUUUUUUAAGGUCUUUGUCGCUCGCACUUAAAAGUUAUAAGCUCACUUUUUAUGUUCUUUUUGGUGUUUGCUUCUUCCUGUCCGAUUGGAUUUUCAGGCCAUGUUGAUACGAGAUUUGUUUCACAGUGUAUAGUAACUCUCUCCUAAGAUCAUCAACCAGCAUUUUGAAAGGUAACGACACAAAAGUUGUAAAUGAACUAAUCAGAAACUUAGAAAGUACCUACGUCCCUGAGUUUUUUUUUUUGGGGGGGGACACAAAAAAUAUACUGUUAAUGUGGUAAAAGCACCACAUGUGAAAUGAGCUGCUGUUGAAUUUGUAUUAAUUUCAACAGCACAAAGAAAUUUAAAAAUUAUACUUUUCUUUAAUUGGGACCAACAUUGAGUCAAAAAGAUUUGUACUUGCAAAUGUGCAGCCCUAACUAUUAAUGUUCUGUAAUUUGCAACAUAUUUUUA